Messenger RNA from Nanorana parkeri, 2084 nucleotides. It is a transcript of the gene STX1A, whose product is annotated as syntaxin 1A. Lineage: Eukaryota; Metazoa; Chordata; Amphibia; Anura; Dicroglossidae. Gene Ontology annotation, molecular function: SNAP receptor activity; SNARE binding. The coding region runs from base 154 to 1020 and encodes 288 amino acids. The record is from RefSeq and is a predicted model, not a curated record. The transcript is spliced from 10 exons. Gene Ontology annotation, biological process: intracellular protein transport; exocytosis; synaptic vesicle fusion to presynaptic active zone membrane. Gene Ontology annotation, cellular component: endomembrane system; plasma membrane; SNARE complex.
UGAGUGGCGAUCUGUAUCUGUAGGAUGCUCGCACAGUAUGACCCAUAGGCACUGACAGUGGUGCAGGGUUAGUAAAGGGCUGAAGAGACAGCUGUCACUCUUUGUUCCCGGAAGACCACAUCGCCGCCCUGUGUGGCCAUAUAGGGGGUCAGGAUGAAGGAUCGCACCCGGGAGCUCCGAGCUGCUAAAGACGAAGAUGAAGAUGAUGAAGUGGCUGUCAGUCUGGAUCGAGACCGAUUCAUGGAUGAAUUUUUUGAACAGGUGGAGGAAAUCAGAGGUUUCAUUGACAAAAUUGCUGAGAAUGUAGAGGAAGUGAAAAGAAAGCACAGUGCUAUCCUUGCCUCUCCCAACCCAGAUGAGAAAACCAAGGCAGAAUUGGAAGAGUUGAUGUCGGACAUCAAAAAGACAGCCAACAAGGUUCGCUCCAAGCUGAAGAAUAUUGAACAAAGUAUCGAACAAGAGGAAGCCAUGAACCGCUCCUCUGCUGAUUUGCGCAUCCGGAAGACACAGCAUUCAACACUGUCUCGUAAGUUUGUAGAAGUGAUGUCGGAAUAUAAUGCUACGCAGUCUGAUUAUCGUGAGCGCUGCAAAGGUCGCAUCCAGAGACAGCUAGAAAUCACCGGUAGAACCACAACAAGUGAAGAGCUGGAGGACAUGCUGGAGAGCGGGAACCCCGCCAUCUUCUCAUCAGGGAUCAUCAUGGACUCAAACAUUACUAAGCAAGCUCUGAAUGAGAUUGAGACUCGGCACAGUGAGAUCAUUAAACUGGAGAACAGCAUCCGGGAACUCCAUGACAUGUUCAUGGAUAUGGCAAUGCUUGUAGAGAGCCAGGGAGAGAUGAUCGAUCGCAUAGAGUAUAAUGUGGAACACGCUGUGGAUUACGUGGAAAGAGCUGUCUCUGACACCAAAAAGGCUGUCAAGUACCAGAGUAAAGCCCGGAGGAAGAAGAUCAUGAUCAUUAUCUGCUGUGUGGUGCUUGGUAUUGUCAUCGCUUCAACGUUCGGAGGGAUCUUUGGAUAGAAGGUGUGAUGACAGCCACAGUUUGCAUGUUCAGGACAUAGCAGGAAAUAUGCGGAUAACAGUGCAAGCCGCACCUGAUGGUGGGGGACUGACAGCGAAAAUACGCUUCCUGAGAGGAGAGCCCCUCUGCAUGACUACCCUGUGUGUAACCCAGCGCACAUGCCCAGGGAGAGACUAUUUGGUGCGGGAGGGGGAAGAUGGGGUAGAAACAAAGCCAGACCUCCGUCUUGGAACCGGAUGCAAAGCAAUGCCCCUUUAUUCUUCCCUUCCGAAAGACAGACCUCCAGCGAUGGAUCCAGCUUGGUGCUUUAUAGGGAUCAGUAUAGGGUUAGAUUUCCUGCGCUGCCUUUAUAUUCUGUCCCCUUGCCCACCAGAUGCCUUUUAGGUUUGAAGCAGGAUCUGUCUCUUCCACAGCCAACUAGACACCAGUGUUGGGCCAAAGUGCCAAGCAUAGCCAACUCUCACUUCUUUGAUGUAACCCCCACAGCCCUCCCCCUCUUAAUAAACAACAACUUGGGACAGCGCGCUGGGACAGACCAUGUUGGCCUCCCCUUUGCAUGACAGGGGUUCAGUGUUUGGUUAAACAUUUUAAGGUUGGAUUCUGUUUUGUGUGAUCCUUGCCCUUUACCAACUCCUCUCCAGGAGAGGGGCACACCUCCCCCUUAUUUUUUGUAUUAUGUGCAUACAUUCUCUUUUGUAAUUGUGUGAGCAAGGUGUCAUCCUGUGUGUAUGUCUCUCACCAAACCACUUAUGCAGACAAAUAAAAGUGUGUGGAGACUUCUGUGUACUGGAAGCUGUGGAGAUGUCACAGUGGGGCGGGACAGCACCAUCAGUCCAGCUGAUGAUGGUAGACCAAGCCCUGAUGUGCCUUACGGCUUGUACCAGUUAUGAGUUAACCCCUUUUUAGAGCUGCAACAAACUCCGGAUGUUCCCAGCUCUGAAGGGAUUAAUCACCAGCAUGCUUUGUGAGGAGAGAUUUUAUAUUUGGUGUUAUAUCUUCCUGGUGUAUAUUGUCUGCUGCCCUUGUAUGGCAUUUAAUAAAUGAUGUGAGUUUGGGAAACAGU